AAAGAAGAUAAGUGGAAACGCUGCUAUUUGGUACUGAGCGAUUCGAAUGGUCCGCAACUGUAUCUUUUUGAGCAUGAGAAGAGGGCAAAGCCGAAGUUGAUGUUGGAUCUCAUGUACUGUCUUGUUUAUAAAAUUCCGGAAGAUGUGUUUAAUCGGACGAACUGCUUGCUCGUUUCUCUGAGCGGUUUUGAUGAAUAUCCAUCCGUGCAUUUGUCAUUUCAAAACGAAGGCAUCUAUUUGAAUUGGCUGAAUGCACUGCGGCUACGAUGCUUUGGCUGCUGCCUUUUGUCUUCUGUUGUUCCCGCUAAACGAACUCAUUUUUGUCGUUCGACAACAAUCGUCUUCUUAACACUUGCUAAUUUUAGGUAA
Gongylonema pulchrum is the source of this 369-nucleotide messenger RNA. Lineage: Eukaryota; Metazoa; Nematoda; Chromadorea; Rhabditida; Gongylonematidae. The record is from the annotation of a GenBank genome assembly.